AUCAAGAGCCUCAACUUCUCCACGUGUCAAAUUGCGGGGGACCACAGGUGCACAGCCCGAGCCGAACAAUGGACGCUCAUCAGCAUGGACCAGAGCCUGAAACUCCGGAGGCAAAAGUCCAGAGGGAACAGUUGGAGAAUCUGGGACAGGGGGUUCCUGUCGUGUCACCUUUUUUGGCAGCCCCGGGAAAAGAUGGGACCAAUCCGGAGGCGUGUGAGGAGGAGGAGAGGACGGAGUUGAAUGAUGUCGCCCAGGCUCUUCUUGCAAAGGUGACCUGGGACAAGCCAGGGGGCGUGGCCGGGUUUGGUGAGGGCCGAAGCAGAGGCUGUGGGACCCGUGUUUGUUCUUUGUCCUGGAGGUCGAUCAGCAGGGCUUCCAAGGAUCUGGUGGACUCCUGUGCCUCACGUCUUGGAGGAGCGCUCGGAGGGGGCGUUGUGGGGCGUGCAGGAGGAGGCUGGCUGGACGGGUCCUCCUGGAUGGUGUCGUCCGCGGGCCUGCUGCACCGGUUGAUGUGUCGUGUCACUCUCUGCUCUUUGGGUGGCUCAGCAACUGGAGGAGCGGGUGACAGGCGGGGGAAGCUGAUGGGGGUCACCUGUGUUGGAGGGCCCGCCUCCCGUUGCGCCACAAGAGACCAGUCUGGGCAGAUGGCGUCGGUGCUGGUGGCCACCGAGACCCGGGUGAAAACCUGUGCAGGAGGAUCUCCUGAUGGUACCACAUGAGGGGCCCGGUCUCGGCCGACGGGGUCCGUGUUGGUGCCCGCCGAUACCAAAACAGUGGUCUGCCGUGGUGGUGGCGGCGGAGGUCGGGCAGGGAGCCCCACCUCAUGGAGGUCCGCGAAGGCCGAGAGGAUCUGUGCCUCGGCCAACCGGAGAGUGUCCCCCAGAAGUCUGCGCCCCAGAUGUUUCCUGGCCCAUGUAGAGGCCGUCUGGAAGGCGGUUCUCCAUUCUUGACCAAUAAAAUUUUUUAUUUUGGCCA
Molecule: messenger RNA, 975 nt
Organism: Nerophis ophidion (straightnose pipefish)
Lineage: Eukaryota; Metazoa; Chordata; Actinopteri; Syngnathiformes; Syngnathidae
Exons: 4
Coding region: 69-719 (216 amino acids)
Source: RefSeq, a predicted model, not a curated record